GCAACACGGACACACACGGUAGGGUCGUCCCCCAUAUCCGACGGCCACCCCAAAACGAGAGGCGUGUUUACUGCGUAAAGGAUCCCGCGCUUUCUCUCUCUCAUCGCCGUUUAUAUAUAUUGAAACAUGCAUUCGAUUCCUAAUUCUCUCUCAAAAUCGAAAAUUCUCCCUCUGAUUCACGGAUUCACCAGUGCAUUAUCGAAUCCUGAGUUUCUCUUCACUUCUUCAGAUCCAAACUCGUCGGCUUCAGGUUAAGCCGUGGAGCCGUUGUAAUUGAAAGGUUGACUGCUUGUAUUUUCAUUUAUCUGAGCUUAGAAAACAGGUUUUGUUGAUAAAAUCUGUUUGGUGCUCGGUAUCAUCAGAAUUUUCUUCUGAGAAAUUGAACUGAAAUUGAAAAUGAAAAAAUUAAAAGCAUGAUGAUUGAGUUUGGAAUUUCACUCAUGCGGUUGCUGAGCAGUGCCAACGGUUAUGGUCCACAUAUUUUUGGAUGGCUAUUUACUGGAUCAUUUGGAUUGGUAGUUAUAAUAUUUGCACUUCUUAGAUGGCAAAGGAAAACUUCUUUAAAUUGGGUUAAAGCUGCUGCCAAAGCAAAGAAGGAAGUGUGGAAAAGGCUAAAACUUCCCCGAUUUCCUCAUUUAUGGAUGGAAGAUUUUGCUUAUGGUGAACAACCUUCCGCAUGCUGUGUUUGUCUGACUUCCCUGGUUUCCCCCCAAACUGUCAGUACAAAAGCAGCUUUGCAUACGCCUUUUCACCGAUGCGCUGUUUGUGGGGUAGCAGCUCAUUUCUAUUGUUCAGAGUACGCAACAAAGGAUUGCAAAUAUGUGGCACAAGCUGGUUUCGGCCAUGUGCGACAUCACUGGUCUGAAAGAUGGAUUAACAUGGAUGAAAAUCCAGAGAUGUCUGCUUUCUGCUUUUACUGUGAUGAACCAUGUGGUGUUCCUUUUAUUGAUGCUUCUCCUACAUGGCAUUGCCUAUGGUGUCAACGCCUUAUACAUGUCAAAUGUCAUGCAAAAAUGUUGAAAGAAUCUGGUGAUAUUUGUGAUUUGGGUCCUCGUAGAAGGAUUAUUCUUUCUCCACUCUGUGUGAAAGAAGUCGAAGUACAUGCUGGAGGAGGAAUACUCAGUUCCAUCACUGAAGAAAUCAUAGCCUCUUCUAAUCGAGGGCAAAUGAGGAAAAAGCGCAACAGGAACAAAAAUGGUAGCGGCCGUGUUGUUAAUGGAAAGAUAGAUGCCUCAGCUACCAAUAAAGCCUUGGAAUAUGUGUUCAAUGGGCUAGCUUGUCUGAAGAAAUCCAGUAGUGAGGAAAAGAAUAACUCCUCAAGGAUGGAUGGGAGAUUAUUUGAUGUUAAAGGCACCUCGGAUGGAGUUAUGAAGAUAAAAGGUGGACCCACAAUUUAUGGUCAAGUUAAGAAGUAUACAUUGGAUGAUUUGCCCCAGGAUGCAAGACCUCUUCUGGUCUUCAUCAAUGCUAAGAGUGGAGGUCAGCUUGGUCCUUCUCUUCGGAGGAGAUUGAAUUUGCUGUUAAAUCCUGUACAGGUGUUUGAAUUGAGUUCUUCUCAGGGCCCUGAGGUUGGGUUGGAAUUGUUUCGUAAUGUGCCAUAUUUUAGAGUUUUGGUCUGCGGUGGAGAUGGCACAGUUGCAUGGGUCCUCGAUGCAAUUGAAAGGCACAAUUUCGAAUCUCCUCCACCUGUUGCAAUUAUCCCUCUUGGAACAGGAAAUGAUUUGUCAAGGGUCUUGCAAUGGGGAAGAGGUUUCUCGAUGGGUAAUGGACAUGGUAGCUUAACCACACUUUUGCAUGAUGUUGAUCAUGCUGCAGUAACAAUGCUAGAUCGGUGGAAAGUUUGCAUCAGAGGAGAAAACUUAGCAGGCAAUCCAGGAAAACCGAAAUCCAAGUUCAUGAUGAACUAUUUAGGUAUUGGAUGUGAUGCUAAGGUUGCAUAUGAAUUCCAUGUGACACGGCAAGAAAAUCCUGGGAAGUUCAGUAGUCAGUUUGUAAAUAAAUUGCGUUAUGCAAAAGAAGGUGCAAGGGAUAUAAUGGACAGAACUUGUGCUGAUUUGCCAUGGCAAGUUUGGCUUGAGGUUGACGGGAAGGACAUCCAAAUCCCAAAGGACUCUGAGGGUCUAAUUGUACUGAACAUUGGCAGCUACAUGGGCGGAGUGGAUCUUUGGCAAAAUGACUAUGAACAUGAUGAUGAUUUCAGUGCUCAGUCUAUGCAAGAUAAAAUGCUUGAAGUUGUAUGCAUACAUGGAGCAUGGCAUCUUGGCAAACUUCAGGUUGGACUUUCUCAAGCUAGGCGGCUUGCGCAAGGCAAACAAAUAAAAAUUCAUGCUUCCAGUCCUUUCCCAGUUCAAAUAGAUGGGGAACCGUUUAUCCAUCAACCUGGCUGCUUGGAGAUAACCCACGAUGGGCAGGUGUUCAUGUUGAGAAGGGCCACGGAGGAACCCAGAGGCCAAGCAUCUGCUAUAAUGGCAGAUAUCUUACUGGAAGCAGAGUGCAAAGGAAUCAUCAAUGCAUCUCAGAAAAAAACUCUUCUCCAACAGUUGGCUCUCAAUUUAUCUUGAGUUUAGUGUGUGGACACCAUGCCUCCCUGUUCUCCUCAUCUUCACCUGCUAACAUGCCUUUUCCCCCACGAUUUUGGCUCCCUCGGUUGCAUAUAACAAAAAUAUAUAUAUUAUUGUACAACUACUUUUUGUAGGAACAGUUUUUUUUUUACCACGAGAGUUUUUCUAGAGCCACUAAUCGAUGUAGAAGAGACUGUAUAAAUGAACAAUACCCUGAGAGAAUCAAUUGUCAGUUUGUCAAGUUCUUUUACUUUUUAUGUCAAA
Tripterygium wilfordii is the source of this 2825-nucleotide messenger RNA. RefSeq names its product diacylglycerol kinase 2. Lineage: Eukaryota; Viridiplantae; Streptophyta; Magnoliopsida; Celastrales; Celastraceae. The transcript is spliced from 9 exons. Gene Ontology annotation, molecular function: ATP-dependent diacylglycerol kinase activity. Bases 414 to 2561 code for a protein of 715 amino acids. The record is from RefSeq and is a predicted model, not a curated record.